Hyaloperonospora brassicae is the source of this 2673-nucleotide messenger RNA. Lineage: Eukaryota; Oomycota; Peronosporomycetes; Peronosporales; Peronosporaceae. The record is from the annotation of a GenBank genome assembly.
AUGGCAUUAGUGCCGCAACGCACACUCUCGUUCCUCGCGUGUCUUGCACUGGUUUCCAGUGUGCUGGUCACCUGCACGACAUCGCAGACGUACGCGUUCACGCACCAGGACGACGAACUCCACACGGCGCCAACGGGUGCAACGACUGGGAGCUAUGUCAAUGGGUCUGGAUACCACGUCACGUCUACUAGCGAGUCCGAAGACGUUUUGACAAUUCACCUUUCGUUGAACCCCACCUCCGUCCGCACGCCUUACGGCGCAGACUUGUCAGCUUUGGUGGUCACAGUAACUAAGUCAGACAGCGACAGUGUCCGUGUGAAGAUCGUCGACAAGAAGAGCAAGCGCUGGGAGGUACCCACGAGUCUGUUUACGAGCGGUUCGCUGGGGGAAACCCCCGCGACCAGAAGAGUGACUCGGGCAGACCCAUUGUACACGUUCCGCUACACGCACAACCCGUUCACAUUUACGGUCGUGCGCAAGUCGGACGGCUCGAAGCUCUUCGACUCGUCCGGUGUCUCUCUCGUCGUGAAGGAUCAGUACCUGCAGGUGGCGACAAAGCUGAGCACUGACCUCAGUGUCUAUGGCGUUGGAGAGAGCACGCGCGACCACUUCAAGAUGGCCCCAGGCGACAAACAGACGCUGUGGGCUCGAGACCAGCCGUCGAACGCGGCCAAAGUCAACACGUACGGGUCCCACCCGUUUUUCCUCGGCCUCAAUCGCGCUGGCCAAGCGCAUGGGGUCUUGUUGCUCAAUAGCAACGGCAUGGACGUCACUAUGGACAGCAAACACCUCGUGUACCAGACCAUCGGCGGUGUGCUCGACUUCCACAUCGUCGUGGGACCUACGCCCGCGCAGGUCGUGGCGCAGUAUACAAAGCUCAUUGGACGGCCGAAGCUCAUGCCGUACUGGUCGUACGGCUUCCACCAGUGUCGAUGGGGCUACGGCUCGAUCGAUGCACUACGGACGGUCGUGCUCGAGUAUGCCCGCAACGAGCUCCCGCUCGACGUGAUCUGGUCCGACAUCGACUACAUGAACAAGUACCACGACUUCACGCUGGACCCGACCAACUUCGCGCAAGCCGAGAUGGCUGCGUUCCUGGACGAAGUCCACGCGAAGGGACAGAAGUUCGUGCCGAUCAUUGACCCCGGGAUCCCCGACGACACUGCUGACGAUGCGUACACAAGGGGCUUGGCCAUGGACGUUUUCAUCAAGGACACGAAUGGUGAGCCGUAUUUGGGGCAGGUCUGGCCAGGGCCGACCGUGUUCCCCGACUUCUUCCACCCGCGAGCCAAGUCGUUCUGGCGCGAGCAGAUCCAGUUGAUGCACAACCGCUUUGCCUUUGACGGUCUGUGGAUCGACAUGAACGAACUGGCCAACUUUUGCCCUGGCACAACCUGUGUGCGGCAAGCCGAUGUCACGUGCCCCAACACGACUGACCUCACGAUGUGCUGCCUGAGCUGCUCGAACGACGGCAACAAGUACGACAACCCGCCCUUCAGUAUUAACAAUGCCAACAGCCAGGAAGUGAUUCACAAGAAGAGCAUCUCGACCAGUGCCCUGCACUACGGCAACGUGCGUCAAUACGACGCGCACAAUUUGUACGGCAUGACGGAAUCUAUCGCAACGAACAGUAUCCAGGAAGAGCUGACGAACAAACGGUCGUUUGUGCUCUCUCGAUCGACGUUCCCCGGCAGCGGUGUCCACGUUGCGCACUGGACUGGCGACAAUGCUGCGACUUGGAACGAUCUUCGCUGGUCCAUUGUCACCGUGUUGAACUUCGGACUCUUUGGUAUUCCAAUGGUCGGGGCAGACAUCUGUGGCUUCUUUGGUGUCUCGACCAUGGAGCUAUGUGCACGCUGGACGGCGCUAGGCUCGUUCUACCCCUUUGCUCGCAACCACAACAACAUUGAGGCACCUCCGCAAGAGACCUACGUCUGGCCUGAGGUGACCAAAGUGGGGCAGAAAUUCAUCGGCAUGCGAUACCGACUCCUGCCGUAUAUCUACACGCUCGGGUACCACGCACACGCACACGGGUUGCCAAUUGCUCGUCCGUUGUUCAUGGAAUUUCCAACCGACAUGGCCACGCACGACAUUGACCAUCAGUUCAUGCUUGGCAACGCAUUGCUGGUCACGCCCGUGGUGACUCAAGGAGCUACGUCCGUGACCGGGUACUUCCCACGUGGCACCUGGUUCGACGUGUUCGACUAUUCCCAGAUCACGAGCUCGGGCGAACUCAUCACGACGGCGGUGACUCUGUACGACAUGCCAGUGCACAUUCGAGGUGGAUCCAUCCUAGCAAUGCACCAGUCGGCGCUCACGUCAGCAGCAGCGCGUCUCACACCCUUUGACAUUGUCAUUGCGCUGGACUCGAGCGGAAGUGCUAGCGGCGACUUGUACGUGGACGAUGGAGAGACGAUACGCAAUCCAGACGCUACGAUCGUCAAGUUCGUUGCAUCCGCCGGUACGUUCACAUCCACUGUCGUGCGAGACAACUACGUCUGUGCUGGCUCAAGUUAUAUCGACAAAGUCACGGUGCUUGGCGUGCCGUCGUCACCUUCAAAGGUGUCCCUCGGCUCCAUCCACAAGUACGACUCGAAGACGCAGCGGCUGGAGAUCCACCUCUCGAGCGUCAAGCAGGCGAUCGACUCGGACUUUAGGAUCACAUGGAGGUAA